AUGCGGGGUGUGCAAAUAUUUUCAGGCAAUUCCCAUCCGGGUCUUGCAGAUACUAUCUGUGAGCGGUUGGGUACUUCACCUGCCAAAGCAGAUCUUGGUAAAUUCGCCAAUGGUGAGACCAGUGUCAACAUCGGCACCUCGGUACGGAACCAGGAUGUCUACAUUAUUCAGAGUGGCAGUAGUAAGAUCAAUGACAGCGUUAUGGAGCUUCUGAUCAUGAUAUCCGCCUGCAAGGGCGGAUCUUCCAAGUCGAUUACCGCGGUCAUGCCGUACUUUCCCUACUCGCGCCAAUCUAAGAAGAAGAGCCACCGUGGCGCUAUUACGGCCCGCAUGCUCGCCAAUCUACUUUCCAUCGCCGGCGUCGACCAUGUUAUCACCAUGGAUCUACAUGCAUCUCAGAUGCAAGGCUUCUUCGGCAAACCCGUCGAUAACCUCUUCGCCGAACCGUUUAUUGCCCGCUGGAUCAGGAUGAACGUGGAUGGCUGGAAAGAUGCGGUCGUGGUUAGCAAGAAUGCUGGUGGCACUAAGCGGGUCACCUCGCUGGCCGAUACCUUGAAAUUAAAUUUCGGUAUUGUGACUACCGACCGGCGACGGCCGAAGGUUCCGAUGACCAUGUCUGAUAGCACUGUCUUUUUCGAUGCUAUGGAUGAGGAACGACUACCUAAGGACCAACAGCCCUUUGAGCUUCACUUACAUAGUUCUAAUCCCCCACCGCCCAUCCCCGAGGAGCCGGAAACUGCUAACGCAGCGGCUGCUUUAUUGCGACCCGAAACUCCUCCGGCUGCUCGCCGGCCGUCGGAGUUGGAGGCUGCUUAUGAGUACACUGAUCAUAGAGUGCGGGACGUGGUGACCGGCCGUCUGGUACAGGGUCAAUUAGUGGAUGAUGAUUAUCACCCUGAUUCUGGCUCACAGUCUGACAGCACCACACCCGGUGCUGGUGGUAGUAGCAGCAAGUCCGCUGAGAACACGGAAGCUGUCCCUGACCACAUGUUUAACUCCAUGAUCUCCAAUGCGUCCUCAGUACCCCCAGACCACGCUUUGGGAGGUUCCUUCGACGCUGUUGAGUCCGAUGAUGAGGCUAGUGUCGCUGGUCGCUACGAAGAUGAAAAGACCAUCACUUUGGUCGGUGAAGUGCGCGAUCGGCCAGUGUUCAUUGUCGAUGACAUGAUUGACAAGAGCGGGUCUUGGAUCGCGGCAGCCGAGACAGUUGUCAAGCGUGGUGGCGCUCGCAAGGUGUAUUGCAUUGCCACCCAUGGACUGUUUGGGGCCGAUUCGCUCGAUCAGUUAGAAGAAUGUCCCUCCAUCGACCACAUUGUCGUGACCAACACCUUCCCGAUCUCGCCGUCAAUGCUCAAGCGGUCAAAGAAGUUGAUCGUCAUUGACGUCUCGACACUCCUUGCUGAAAGCAUUCGGCGGCAUCACUACGGUGAAAGUGUUUCGGCCCUUUUCCAUCUUAAUGACUGA
This is a messenger RNA of Penicillium angulare, 1464 nucleotides long. RefSeq names its product ribose phosphate diphosphokinase subunit PRS1. Gene Ontology annotation, biological process: ribonucleoside monophosphate biosynthetic process; 5-phosphoribose 1-diphosphate biosynthetic process; purine nucleotide biosynthetic process. The record is from RefSeq and is a predicted model, not a curated record. The coding region runs from base 1 to 1464 and encodes 487 amino acids. Gene Ontology annotation, molecular function: ribose phosphate diphosphokinase activity; magnesium ion binding. Lineage: Eukaryota; Fungi; Ascomycota; Eurotiomycetes; Eurotiales; Aspergillaceae. Gene Ontology annotation, cellular component: ribose phosphate diphosphokinase complex; cytoplasm. The transcript has 5 exons.